AUGAACAUACGGAAGAUGAAGGAUAUUGUAACCCUGCUGAUGGAUGAGGAUUCGUAUGUGCCAUCGACGGACAGCGAGUUCAAUGAACUCAAAAACGCCAUCGAGGUAGACAGGAGACCCGACAAGAAUGGGAACGCUGGCUGCAAAGGCCACGGAUGCUGCAAUAUCACGUUUCUAUGGCCUACCAAAGAGAGUAUUUUCGUAGUCGGAGGGAAAAUUCCGCAGCACGAGGGCUCAACUUUAGUUGACGAGCUUCUGGUAGGCGAACAGCUCUGGCGUGAACAGGCACCCCUCAGCGGUCGACGCCGAGAUCAUGCAGCCGCAGUUAUUAAGGUUGAUGACGCCGCACAACAGGAAGGUGACGAGAAAUUAUUAAUUGGCGUUUUUGGUGGAUGCUUUAAAGAAGGGGACACCUGGACAUAUCUCGCCUCAUGUGAAGUGUAUGAAGUUAGUCAAAAUAGUAUUACAUCUUCCUCUCUUGUCAUCAACAGAUGGCACAAAUUGCCCAAUCUGCGACAGAUGAGGAGCGGUCCAGCUGCUGCGAGCCUGCCCGGUGCCAAUCGUGUCUUCGUUUUCGGUGGUCGGGAUGACACCCACGUAUAUUCUUCCGUUGAGUUUUGUUAUCUGCGUGCCAACUGGGAGUAA
Molecule: messenger RNA, 645 nt
Organism: Dibothriocephalus latus
Lineage: Eukaryota; Metazoa; Platyhelminthes; Cestoda; Diphyllobothriidea; Diphyllobothriidae
Source: the annotation of a GenBank genome assembly